This is a messenger RNA of Diabrotica virgifera virgifera (western corn rootworm), 972 nucleotides long. RefSeq lists its product as uncharacterized. The record is from RefSeq and is a predicted model, not a curated record. The transcript has a single exon. Gene Ontology annotation, molecular function: nucleic acid binding. NCBI's taxonomy places the organism in Eukaryota, Metazoa, Arthropoda, Insecta, Coleoptera, Chrysomelidae. The coding region runs from base 1 to 972 and encodes 323 amino acids.
AUGAGAGUAUUACGAAGAACAUUACAUGAAAUGGACUUUCGGUAUGUGAAGAGAAGUCGGAAAAGUUUGUUGAUCGAGAGAGCCGAAUUAGUGAUAUGGCGGAGAAAAUAUUUACAAAAAAUUCGUGAUUUUAGACGACUUAAUAAAAAAAAUUAUUAUACGGACGAAACGUGGUUGAAUGAGGGUCAUACGAAAUCGAAAGUAUGGCAAGACUUGAAUAUUAAAAGUGCGCGACAGGCUUUCAUUGAGGGACUUUCAACCUGCUUAAAAGCACCUUCGGGCAAAGGAAGACGUCUCAUUAUAACGCACAUUGGAAGUGAUUCAGGUUUUUUACAAGGUGGUUUAAAUGUGUUUACCUCAAUCAAAACGAGCGAUUAUCAUGAGGAUAUGAAUUCGGAUGUGUUUGAAAAGUGGUUUUCGUCUAUACUGACUCUUGUAGAUCCUGGUUCGGUAAUUGUAAUGGACAACGCACCUUAUCACAGCCGUCGUGUGGAAAAAAUACCGACUUCUGCAUCUCGAAAGGCAGAUAUAGAUUGGCUAAGAAGUAAAAAUAUAGAUUUUGAUGAAUCCAUGAUAAAGGUUCAAUUACUUGAUAUAGUGCGGAAACAUAAGAGUUCAUACAUCAGAUUUGCAGUAGACGAAAUGGCACGUGAGCAUGACAUCACCGUAUUAAGAACUCCACCAUAUCAUUGUGAAUUGAAUCCCAUCGAGCUUAUAUGGGCAAAAAUAAAAAAUGAGGUAGCGCAAAAGAAUACAACCUAUAAAUUAAAAGAUGUCAAAUUAUUAUUAGACCAAGCCAUACAAAAUAUAACCGCUUCCAACUGGCAGUCAUGCAUUACACAUACACAGAAAGAAGAAGAUAAAAUGUGGGACGUAGACACGCGUGUUGAUGUUCUUAUCGAGCCCAUUAUCAUUACUCCAGGAGAAGACAGUAGUGAUAGUGAAUUAACAAUAGGAAGUGAUUCAGAAUAA